Molecule: messenger RNA, 1080 nt
Organism: Mytilus trossulus (common blue mussel)
Lineage: Eukaryota; Metazoa; Mollusca; Bivalvia; Mytilida; Mytilidae
Product: thymidine kinase, cytosolic-like
Exons: 7
Coding region: 178-861 (227 amino acids)
Biological process (GO): thymidine metabolic process
Molecular function (GO): thymidine kinase activity; ATP binding
Source: RefSeq, a predicted model, not a curated record
AUAGUUGGAAUGCAUUAUUGUUUUUAAUCGACUCUGGAAUUUAUAGUUUAUAAUAAAAAAUAAUUAAAUAAAUUAAACAUAAACACUGAUGACGUCAUUUUUGGAGGCAAUUUCAAGCUUGCUAACUCGCGGCAAAAUCAACUUCGCAAAAUAUUUUUUUCCCAGAAAAGCUAGAAAAUGUGUUCCACUGGACAUAUAUUCAAUUCCCCAAGACUCAACAAGUCAUCGAGAGGACAAAUACAGGUGAUUUUCGGUCCUAUGUUUUCUGGUAAAACGACAGAAUUGAUGAGAAGAAUGAAAAGAUACCAGAUAGCCAAUUAUAAAUGUUUGGUAAUUAAAUACUCAAAAGAUGACAGAUAUGACAAAGAAGGGAUAGCUACACAUGACAAACAAACAUUGCCAGCAGUACCAGCAGAAAAGUUAGAUGAUGUUUUAGUUAUGGCUGAGAACUUUGAAGUCAUUGGUGUGGAUGAAGGGCAAUUUUUCCCAGACGUUGUGAGUUUUAGUGAUGAGAUGGCAGAGAGAGGUAAAACUGUUAUAGUAGCAGCUUUAGAUGGAACUUUUCAGAAGAAGGGAUUUGGAAACAUCUUAAAUCUAGUACCUUUAGCAGAGAAUGUAAUCAAAUUGACGUCUGUUUGUAUGGGUUGCAAUAAUGAAGGGUCUUUUACAAAGAGGAAAGGCCAAGAAACUGCAGUUGAAAUAAUUGGAGGAGCAGACAAAUACCUUGCUGUGUGUAGAUCCUGCUUUAAAUCACCAUUGAAGUCACCAAGAAAACACGAAACACCUCCUUUUAACAGUAUCAAAGAAACAAAAACAAUGGCCAACAGACAGUUGUUUAAUUCUCCUGUUAAAAAUUGUUAGUGUUUGUUAUGAGUUAAUACUCUCCAUGAUCUCUUUUCCAGGGUGAAUGAUAAAAGGUUGAGAGAAAAAAUCUUGUGUAACAGGUUAUCCCUAAAAAAACAAUUUGUAACUAACUUUUAAUUCAAUAUACAUUUAUGUAUUAAUAAAAAGUCUGACUACUAAUAUUUUUUAAAGACGCUUCAAUUUUUUUUAAUUCAGCUGAUAUAAAAAAAAAUAUAC